Messenger RNA from Cyclopterus lumpus (lumpfish), 2628 nucleotides. Its product is annotated as keratinocyte-associated protein 3. Lineage: Eukaryota; Metazoa; Chordata; Actinopteri; Perciformes; Cyclopteridae. The coding region runs from base 91 to 753 and encodes 220 amino acids. The record is from RefSeq and is a predicted model, not a curated record. The transcript has 6 exons.
AGGGACGUUGGAGUUUCUGCUUCUGAACAGUUGCUCGAAAAUUACGAUCAUUCAUUAAUUCGAAAGGGAAAAACGCCCGACACAGCAGAGAUGUGCACGUUUGAUAAGGACAAGGGGCCAAGGAGGCUGAUGAAAAAGGGAUUGACUCUCAUCCUGGUCGGCCAUAUCAGCUUCAUUCUUGGAGCUAUUGUCCAUGGCAGUGUCCUCCGCCACAUUUCCAAACCCAGCCAGCAUAUCACCACUGAAUACACCAUCGCCAACAUCAUCUCAGUCACAUCUGGCCUGCUGAGCAUUGCCACUGGGAUUAUUGCCAUUGUGGUGUCAAGGAACCUUCCUGUGUUAAAACUCCAAAUAGGACUUAUAAUUGCAUCAUUCCUGAAUGCCCUGCUCUCAGCAGCAUGUUGCAUUGGGCUCUUCUUGGCCUUAAGUAUCACUGUUGCCCACAAUGGUGAGGGUUUGAUGCUGGGAUGCAAUGACACAGAGGUGCCCAUCAACGCUCGGUCACCUGUCAGUGCCAGAUGCCCAUUUGAUACCACACGAAUUUAUGACACCACCCUGGCACUGUGGAUCCCUUGUGCUCUCUUGGCCGCAGUUGAGGUUGGUGUGUCUGUCUGGUGCUUCAUCGUUGGACUGGCUCUCAGGGGGCUGCCACCCUGUGGGAACAGCUACAUCAAAGAGCAGUUGGAGGUAGAAGCUGCAUGCGCUCCUCAAAGCCAACGCCUGAUCGCACAGCGCUUGAACCCUGACGCCUAACUGAACAAAAAGCAGGAAGGACACCACUCUGUUUGGGCUAGCACAGCUAAAUCCCAAAAGGUAUUGCUGCACCUGUAUUGAUACCAGUAGAUGUUGCUCUACAGUCAGUUAGGUGAGUGUCACUGGAACAGGUAUGAAAUCCUUUUUAAGAACCUGGUUCUUGCUUUGCGGUAUCAUACAGCCUGAUACCAAAUUACUCUUAUUUGUUUUCCUUUAAAAACCAAAACACUUUGUCUUGUGUGUGUCAAUCAUUUGCAGAAUAAAGUUUGGUUGAUGUCAGUGCAUCUGUCCCUGAUAAAACCCAUGGUAAAUUAAUUUACAGUGAAAUAAUUUUAAAAAAUAGGAAAACUCACACAAUGUACGUUUCAGUGUAGUCCAGUUCAGUGAACAUAUACAGUAUGUGUGUGGAAGCUAAAAUGAGAUUUAAAUGUAGUCUUAUUAGUAUCCAUCCAGGACUGUUUAGGUUCAUUUGUGCCAUGUCAUUUAUUUCACCAUGAAGAAACCUCCUUUUAUGAAGAAAACACAUUUUAUUAUCUAGCAAAAAUUCAAAAACUCAGUUAUUUUUAGCCAAAUGAAGGUAUAUUUUAGCUUUAAUGAACUUUGAUAUUUUAUUAUUCUAAAUGUUUUUAAUAUACUGUUUGUGUAGAUUUUAAAACAUUGUACACUGGAUGCAUUCAGUAAACCAUUGUGCGUGUUGGCCAAAAAAUGCCAAAGCAUAUUUAAUUAUACGCAGAUACAGUAUUUGGCUUCAAAUUAAAUUGGGCACGCUGAAUUGCACUUCUUGAAAGUAGUUUGUAUUAUUACAUGUGUCGCUGUGGCUUUUUGCUUUAUGAUAAACCAUUGACUAGAUGAACACAGUGCCUUUUGAAUUUCAAAGAAAUAUGCUUCGAAUAGAAAACACAAACUAUUUUUAAAAAAUGUGAAAAUGUAGUAUGAACUCCUAUAUACUGUAUUCCACUAUACUGUGGUUGAAUGUCAAGUGGGGUCAUAUAAAGAGGUUAAGCCAGUAUGUGGGCCAGCCGACUCAGCUGACACAGACCCCCACAAGGCAAUGACGGAGAAGAUCCGAUCAGUGUUGAAACGGUUAAUCCAAUGCCAUGCUCAAUUGUGUGGAAAGGAAUCAUAGCACGCAGUACUAAUCCUCAGGCUGUAAGGGAUAAAUAUUGACAUCGUGCUGACUGACACUAUCCCAACAAAUCUGUUCUGCCAUUUAAGAGGAGACUCAUUAAAUGUAUAUUUGAAAUUACAAGAUGAAUAUGAGGAAAGCUUAUUGUUGUAUAAGGUUAAAUUAACUGAAUUCAAGUAAAGUAAUGUGUUGGCACUUUCAGAAAUGUUUGAGUGCAUUAUCAUGUGGUUCUUGGGGACAUAUUUUCCUAUGAAGUAAUGGAUCUACCAUAUCUGAAGUUUAUAUAGAAUGCAGUCCAUUUAUAAAUACAGACAAUUAACAUUAUUUUAUAUCAAUAAUUGACGAUCUAGCAAAUCGCUUAUUUGUGAAAGGGUAUUUAGUAUGACUCAGAUUGUCAUUGAUUAAAUGAGCAUUUGUUAUUUUCUUGAAAUUGAUUGUCUUGAAAACCUACAUUUUAUACAAAUGAAAAAACAAACAUUGAUUUGAAUUCAUGCAUUGUUGUUUCCUAAUGAGAAAUAUAAGAUCUUGAAAUAACUAGAGCAAGACAGCCCAAUGGGACAAAACCGUCCGUCACUAAUCUUUUCCCCUGCUGCAGACAAGAUGUCAACUCUAACAUGUAUUAGUUCUAUUGCCUGAUUUAAAGAAAAUUACAAAAAUGUGGAUGUAUGGUAUGUUUCAUUUGUUACUUCAUGGUUUUAUAGCACUAUAUACAUGUAAUGUCUAAUUGUUAAUAAAGAUGUUUUUAAUAG